This is a messenger RNA of Bubalus bubalis (water buffalo), 8061 nucleotides long. Its product is annotated as ATP-binding cassette sub-family C member 4. Gene Ontology annotation, cellular component: plasma membrane. Gene Ontology annotation, molecular function: ATP binding; ABC-type transporter activity; ATP hydrolysis activity. Bases 3755 to 7780 code for a protein of 1341 amino acids. The record is from RefSeq and is a predicted model, not a curated record. The transcript has 31 exons. Gene Ontology annotation, biological process: transmembrane transport. Lineage: Eukaryota; Metazoa; Chordata; Mammalia; Artiodactyla; Bovidae.
UGACUAAGCUUCCCGGGUGGUGCUAAUGCUGCAUGCCAAUCCAGGAGAUAUAAAAGAUGCAGAUUCAAUCCCUGGGUCAGGAAGAUCUCCUGGAGAAAGAAAUGGCAACCCACUCAAGUCUUCUUGCCUAGAGAAUCACAUGGACAGAGGAGCCUGGCAAGCUAUGGUCCAUAGGUUUGCAAAGAGUUGAACACGACUGAAGCAACUUAGCACACACACACAGUUAUCAUCCUGAGAUAGUUGUGGGGACUGAAGAGAACAGUCUGCAGCAGUCUGACAUGGAAGUCACUAAAUUGCCAACCUCAGCAAGCAAUUCUUUCAUCUUUGAAGGAGAACUAGUAGCUGAGUGUUUACAGUACUGGAAAAGGUAGGUAAUGUAAAAGAGAACUGUAAAUCAGGUAGGUCUGGUUACAUACAUUGUAGACUGCCUUAUCUGAGAAAGAGCUAAUGCAAGAAAGGUAGGUAAUUGAAAAAUUAUAUUUUUCAGCUCUAAUCAUUUUCUUUUUUGUGACAGAAAAUUUCAAACAUGCAUGAAAUAUCAAGAAAAUAGUAUAAUAAACUCCUAUCAUGCCCAUCAAUAGAAAAUUGUCAAUAUUUUGCCAUAUUAAAAAAAUAUUAAUACAUUAAUGCUUUCUUUAAAAGCCAUUUCCCCUCCAGGUUUAUUGAGGUAUAACUGACAAUCAAUAAUAGUUUAUGUUUAAAAUGUACAACCUGAUGACUUGACAGUGCAUGUGUGCUGAAUCGUGUCUGACUCUUUUGAUGCUAUGGACUGUAGUCCACCAGGCUCCUCUGUCUAUGGGAUUCUCCAGGCAAAAAUACUGGACUGAGUUGCCAUUUCCUCCUCCAGGGAAUCUUCCCCAGAGAUUGAGCCAAUGUUUCCUGAGUCUCCUGCAUUGACAGAAAGAUUCUUUACCACUGUGCCAACUGGGAAGCCCCGAUGACUUAAUACACAUAUUGUUCCUGUUCAAUUGCUAAAUCCUGUCCGACAAUUUUUGACCCCAUGGACUCCAACACACCAGGCUCCCCCAUCCUGCACUAUCUACUGGAGUUUGCUAAAAUUCAUGUCCAUUGAGUCAGUGAUGCUAUCUAACCAUCUCAUCCUCCACUGCCCCAUUUGCUCCUUUUGCCUUUAAUCUUUCCUAGCAUCAGGGUCUUUUCAGCACAAUCAAAUUAAUCAUUGUGGCCCCCAAUGCAUAAAUUAACCAUUUUUUCCUUUUUUUAUGGUGAAAAGAUCCAAGAUCUACUCUUUUAGAAAGCCCAAUGUACACAGUUUAGUAUUGUCAACUGUAACCAUAUUAUUGUACACCAGUUUAUAACUUGCCUGUGUGCUUGCUAAGUUGCUUAGUCAUAUCCAACUCUUUGUGACCCAUGGACUGUAGCCAGAAAUUCUCCUCUCUCCAUGGGAUUCUUCAGGCAAGAAUACUGGAGGGGGUUGCCAUUUCCUACACCAGGGGAUCUUCCCAAUGAAGCCAAAAGCCUUAAUUAAUCAUACUAUUUUAGCCAAGGUACAUGAGCAUAAUAAAGUGAUCCUAUUAUAAGCACCACAAACUUUGAUCUCCUUCUUUUAGGGUGGAAGGGAAGGGAAACUGCUGAGCUGGGAAGAUGGCCACACAAAUAACUAGACUUCUGAGUGGGCGUCCACGAUUUUGUUCAUUCAGCCCUACUGUCAUUCAUUCAUUCAAAACAGUGCACUCUAGGCACCUUCCUCACACAGUGACCAUCCACCAGUGAGACAGACCACACUAGACUUGGACUUGAGUCCAAGUGAGGAUUAGUCAUUUACUGAUUCUAUGACUUUGGAGAAGUGCUGUCCUUGAGCCUCCUCUUUCUCAUUUUUGUCAAAUAGGGAUAAUAAUACCUUCUUGAAUGGGGCAUUGUUAGAGUUAAAAAUGAUGGAAGUUCCCCAGAAAUGCACAUACCUGUGUUCUAUAACAUAUGCCACUGUUAUUCUGCUAGGCCCUGAGCACAUGAUUAAAGAAAUCAUAAAGCAGUCUUUUUCUCCCCAUAAUCCCCUUUCCCAAUCUAAGAGGGCAGCUAAAAGCUUACAGAGGCCCCAUGCACAGAUCAACAUGUGAGAUGCCAAAAGCCUAUCUCCAAUAACAGCAUUCAGUCAUCUUCUAAAAUCGUUCAAGCUCUUCUAAUCUUCCGUUUCCUUUCCUUAGGUCUUGCAGCUCUACAUACACAAUCUGGGCUAAAUCCUGCUGUUGGUGGAAGUCAAAUGCUUAGGCACCAGUUGUGUUGUCCAACCCAAGUUCCUGUGCUUGAGGUAAAGUGAGGCCAAACAAACCAAAAUGUUGGAGUUGAAGCAGAGAAAGGCUUAUUGAAAAGAUUAAGCAAAGAGUACAGGCAGCUCAUGCUAUAAAGACCAGAACUCUCUGAUGGACUUCAGGGGAUAAUCUUAAAAGGGAAGGUGAAGGAGAAAGUCCAGUGUAUGUGAUCAACUGUUGCAUUAUUUUCUGCUUGGUUGAUGGUGAGGUAACAGGGUGGUGUCACAGGGUUUUAUAUCAUCAGUCCUUAGGCUCUAGCUGGUGUGGGGGCUCCCUGCUUGUGGCCAUCAUACAGUUAAUUUAUUCCAUCUGGUGGGGGUUUUAGUAUCUGCAGAAUAACUCAGGAAUGUACAUUUGAUAUUGUUAUUUAUUAAUAUGUCCUUCAGGGAGGAACUAUGGAUUCUGUGACUGUUGCAUGGCUUAUCUAGUGUUUAAUUUUGUUUUUAAAUUACAUGUUCAUAUUCUUUCAGUCUUUUUUAAAAAAUAGUUUUAUUUCUUUUUGGUUAUGCUGGGUCUUCACUGCUGCACAGGCUUUUCUCUAAUUGCAAUGAGCAGAGGGCUAUUCUUGAUUGCAGUUGAGCAGACUUCUCAUUGCACUGGCUUCUUUUGUUGUAGAGCAUGGGCUCUAGGGCAUGUAAGUUUCAAUAGCUGUGGCAGGUGGGUUCAAUAGUUGCUGCUCCCAGAUUCUAGAGCAUAGGUUCAAGUUGUGGCCCACAGGGUUAGUUACUUCAAGGCAUAUAGAUCUUCCCCGACCAGGGAUCCAACCUGUGUUUUCUGCAUUAGCAGGCAGAUUCUUUACCACUGAGCCACCAAGGUAGCCCUAAUCAUCAAUUAUUGAGCCACCUCUUGUAAUUCAGAGGAGAUCUGGGAGACUAAAGCUUUUCUACAAAAGGGAAGCAGGAAGAGGGCAUGAGGUGGUGUGCUCCAUCCCAGGAAGGCCCCAUAGGGUCCUGCUCCAUUACAGUUGGAGAACUUCCAGCGCCCUUGUUUGGUCCUGAUGAGGGCAAAGUGCCCAGAAGGCGGGGUGCUAUCUCUUUCGGCCAGCUCUCUCCUGGUCUCUCCACAGCUGACGGGCAUUUCUGAGCAGAUGCGGCUGAUAGAGUUGGUACCUCCUUUUUCCACCUUGGGGGUGGGUGCCUGGGCUCAUAGCUCUCACUUUGGCAGAGUUUGCAGCCACGUGCCUGAACGCUGGCGCCCUGGUUGCAGGACUCCGAGUGCAGCACCGUCCUACCCGCCUCCAUCAGCUGCGCCAGCAUCCUCUCCGCGUACCUGCGUGUGGCUCCUGUCUGGCCACCCCUUCGUCCCGCUGUCCACACCGCUCCCGACUCAGGGCUCCAGGCGGUGGUGGCAGAGGCGCCUAGAGGGUGGUCCAGAAGGCUGGGACCAGGCAAGAGCUGACGCUCCAUUUCCAGAAGCAGGUGGUUCUGGUAUACCGCCUAGCGGACUGGCACUGUGGUUGAGCCUCCAGCACCCCCGUCGGCGCCACCAUGAGCAGUCCGAGCAACUCCCCUGCCAAAGCGGCGCCCGCGCCACAGUCCACGCCGGCCCCGGAGCCCACGCCGGCCUCGGAGCCCACGCCGGAGUCCACGCCGGAGCCCCAGUCCACGGCGGCCCCGGAGCCCACGCCGGAGCCCUCGCCGGUCCCCGCGCCCUCGCCUGUGGCCGCUAGCAAGAUGCACUUGGUGUACCCGGAGGUGAAUCCCAACCCGCUGCUGCACUCGAACUUCUGCUCCCUCUUGUUUCUCAGGUGGAUAAACCCCUUUUUCCUAUUUGGUCACAAAUGGAGAUUGAAAGAAAAUGAGAUACACUCAGUGCUUCCAAAAGAUUGCUCCCAGCACCUUGGAGAAGAGCUGCAAGGGUACUGGAAGCAAGAAGUUGACAGAGCUGAGAAAAAUGGACAGAAGCCUUCUUUAAAGAAAGCAAUCAUAAAGUGCUACUGGAAAUCCUGUUUGUUAUCUUCAAUUUUUAUAUUAUUUGAGGAAUGCAUCAUAGUAGUUCUGCCCUUACUUUUGGGGAAAAUGAUUAGUUACUUUGAAAACCCCAAAAGUUCUAAUGCUUUGCAUGAUGCCUACAUCUGUGCCGCAGUGCUGAGUGCCUGUGUGCUCCUGUGGGCCAUUCUGCACCACUUGAACUUCAAUUAUCUUCAGCGCAUGGGGAUGAGGCUUAGAGUGGCCACCUCCCAUAUGAUCUACCACAAGGCAUUUCACCUGAGUAACUUGGCCAUGAGGAAGACCACCACAGGUCAGAUAGUCAACCUGCUGUCCAAUGAUGUGAAAAGAUUUGAUCAGGUAGCAACGUUCUUGCACUACCUGUGGGUGGGGCCGCUACAGGCUAUUGCAGUGACCGUCCUGCUCUAUAUGGAAAUAGGAAUAUCAUGUCUUGCUGGGAUGGCGAUUCUCAUCAUUCUUCUGGUUUUGCAAAGCUGCUUUGGGAAAUUAUUUUCAUCACUCUGGAGAAAGACCGCAGCUCUCACAGAGAACAGAAUCAAGACCAUGAGUGAAGUCAUAACUGGCAUCAGAACAAUAAAAAUGUAUGCUUGGGAAAAGUCAUUUGUAGAGCUUAUUACCACAUUGAGAAGGGAUGAAAUUUCCAAGAUUCUGAAAAGUUCCUACCUUAGAGGAGUGAAUUUGGCAAUUUUUUUUGCUGCCAGCAAAAUCAUGAUUUUUAUCACCUUCAUCAUUGCCGUGGUCCUUAACAACCGGAUCACAGUCAGCCAAGUGUUUCUGGUGGUGAUGCUGUUCGAGACUGUGAGGUUUACAGGCACCCUCUACUUCCCCAUGGCCAUCGAGAAGGUGUCAGAGGCCGUUGUCAGCAUCAACAGAAUCAAGGACUUUCUGUUACUCGAAAACAUACCACUGCAUGACCAUCAGCUGCCACCAUCAGAUGGUGAAACAAUUGUGGAUGUGCAAGAUUUAACUGCUUUUUGGGAUAAGAAAUCAGGAACCCCAACCCUACAAGGCCUUUCCUUUACUGUCAGACCCGGUGAACUGUUAGCUGUGGUCGGACCUGUGGGCGCAGGAAAGUCAUCACUGUUAAGCGCUUUGCUGGGGGAGCUUUCCUUGAUCCAGGGGAAUGUCAACGUCCAAGGGAGGAUUGCGUAUGUUUCUCAGCAGCCCUGGGUGUUUCCAGGAACUGUGAGGAGUAACAUUUUAUUUGGGAAGAAAUAUGAAGAAGACAGAUAUAAAGAAGUAAUAAAGGCGUGUGCUUUGGAAAAGAAUUUGCAGAAUUUGAAGGAAGGAGAUCAAACUGUGAUAGGAGACGGAGGAACCCCACUGAGUGAAGGGCAGAAAGCCCGGAUCAGCCUCGCCAGAGCCGUGUAUCAGGAUGCAGACAUCUACCUCCUGGACGAUCCGCUCAGCGCAGUGGAUGUAGAAGUCAGCAGGCACUUGUUCAACCAGUGUAUUUGCCAAGCCUUGAAAGAUAAGGUCACAAUUUUAGUGACUCAUCAGUUGCAGUACCUAAAAGCUGCAAGUAAGAUUCUGCAAUUGGAAAAUGGUGAAAUGGUGGGAAAGGGGCCUUACACUGAGUUCCUGAAAUCCAGAAUAGAUUCUGACUCCCUUUCAAAGAAGAAGACUGAGGAGCCUGAACCAUCUUCCAAGUCUCCAGACCAGCCUCAAGAGUCCUCCACAGAGUCAAUGAAAGAUGCAGCCCCAGAGGACCACGAUACUGAGGAUAUACUGGUUAAACUACCCCUGGAGGACUAUUCAAAGGGACAAGUUGGUUGUAAGACCUACAAGAAUUACUUCACAGCUGGUACUCACUGGUCUAUCAUCAUUUUGCUUAUUCUAGUGAACAUCGCAGCUCAGGUUGCCUAUGUCCUGCAGGAUUGGUGGCUUUUAGACUGGGCGAAUGAACACUACAUCAAUGUUAGUAGACAAGGAAAUGAAACGAGGAUGAUCAAUCUGAACUGGUACUUAGUAGUUUAUUCAGGUUUAAAUGUAUUUACCAUCUUUUUCGGCAUCACGAGAUCUCUGGUUUUAUUCUACAUCCUUGUUCAUUCUUCACAAAUUUUGCACAACAAAAUGGUAGAGUCCAUUUUGAGAUCUCUGGUAUUGUUCUUCGAUAGAAACUCAAUAGGAAGAAUUUUAAAUCGUUUCUGCAAAGACAUCGGGCUUAUGGAUGACUUACUGCCCCUGACAUUUCAAGAUUUAAUCCAGACAUUUCUACUUGUGAUUGGCGUGGUGAUCGUGAUGGUGGCUAUGAUUCCUUGGAUUGCGAUACCCCUGGCUCUCCUUGGCAUCAUUUUCUUCCUGCUUCAGCUCUAUUUCCUAAAUACAUCAGGAGAUGUCAAGCGCCUGGAAUGUGCAAAACAAAGCCCAGUAUUUUCCCACUUAGCAUCUUCUCUCCAGGGACUCCGGACCAUCCGGGCAUACAAAGCCCAACAAAAGUUUCAGAAACUGUUUGAGACGUGCCAAGACUUGCACUCAGAGAGCUGGUUAAUGCUUUCGACCAUGUCCCAGUGUUUUGCCAUGUGUCUGGAUGUUGUCUGUGCCAUCUUGGUCAUUGCUGUUGCCUUUGGGGCCCUGAUUCUGAAAGAAUCUUGGACUCCUGGGCAGAUUGGCCUGGUCCUGUCUCUCACCCUCACACUCAUGAGGAUGUUCCAGUGGUGUGUCAGGCAAAGCACCGAAGUGGAGAACAUGAUGAUGUCAGCAGACAGGGUGAUUGAAUAUACAGAGCUUGAGAAAGAAGCACCCUGGGAACUUGACUUUCGUCCACCAGCAUACUGGCCUGACAACGGAAUGAUUGCCUUUAACAAUGUGAAUUUCAAGUACAGCCCAGACGGGCCUCUGGUAUUGAAGGACCUGACAGUAAGCACUGAACCAAAAGAAAAGGUUGGCAUCGUGGGAAAAACAGGAGCUGGAAAAAGUUCCCUCAUUGCUGCCCUCUUCAGAUUCUCAGACUUCCAAGGUACAAUUUCGAUUGAUAAAAAUUCGACAACCAGUAUUGGACUUCAUGAUUUAAGGAAGAAAAUGUCAGUUGUACCUCAGGAACCAGUUUUAUUCAUUGGAACAAUGAGGAAAAAUCUGGAUCCCUUUAAAGAGCAUAAGGAGGAGGAUCUAUGGAAUGCCUUAGAAGAGGUACAACUUAAAGAAACCAUCCAAGGUCUUCCUGGUAAAAUGGAUACUGAAUUAGCAGAAUCAGGAUUAAACUUGAGUGUUGGACAGAGACAGCUGUUGUGCCUUGCCAGGGCUCUUCUCAGGAAAAAUAGGAUACUGAUUAUGGAUGAAGCCACAUCAAACGUGGAUCCAAGAACUGAUGAGUUAAUACGAAAAAUAAUCCAUGGGACAUUUGUCCAGUGCACUGUGCUAACCAUCACAAACAGAUUGAGCAGCGUUGUUGACAGUGACAGGAUAAUGGUCUUGGAUUCAGGGAAACUGGAAGAAUAUGAUAAGCCACAUAUUUUGAUGCACAAUAAAAACAGUCUAUUUUACAAGAUGGCACAACAACUGGGCGAGACUGAGGCUGCUGCUCUCGCUCAAAGAGCAAAAGAGGUGCACUUCAAAAGAAAAUAGCCAGACAGACUCACAGUGACCAGGUGAUUAUGAAGGCUUUCAAUGGACAGUCCUCAGACUUAAUUUCGGAGUCAGCAUUGCAAUUCUACCAUAAGGUCACAUCUAUUCUGAAGGCAUUUAUCCAAUAGUUUUUGCACUGAAUGAGCUGUAUUGUAUUUUCCUUAUACCAGCAACAAAUAUUUACAGAUACAAAAUCUUAAUGGAUCCCAAGCUCUUGCAAAAGGAUUUUUAUUUGUAUAUAAUACUAUUUUUUUCUUAUCCAAAUCAGAGAUGCAGGCCAC